AGCGCAGGUACUGAUCCGUGGGUUCUGUGUCAUACUUGUCAGCAAUCAUUCUGGCACGAUGGCAAAUAGUGCAACACAAGCUUACUGUCAUUGACUAUCUUUUGUUGAGCCACUAGGUCUUCAUCACCAUCCAAAAUGCCUCUGAGGGAAUCGGCAACUUUGGCGACGGCAGCUUCGCAGGCGCCGUUGAGCUUUGCUAGGUCGUCGGCAUGUUGCACCAGGGCGUCGAGUGUGCCAAUCUUGAACGACGGGACAGGGUAGGGCAGCACCUCGCCAUUGUCACGACCGACGGUGGCGGCCAAGGACUUGAGCGGAUCGUCAUCGAAGACGCGGAGGGGCAGGGAAACGAGGAUGUAUUGCGCCGGAGCCAUGGCGAGCUACAGCAUGCCGGUAUGCUUGGGGUCGGCCUAGAGUUCGUUGCAAGGCGGUACAGGUGUGUCAAGAAGCCGAGGUGUUGCUCUCGGGACUCUGGACUCUGGGGGAUUUCCCUUCAAGGGGAGGGGUGGUUGCCUGUGCGAUAGAGACGACCGGUUGCGAGGACAAAGGGGCGGUUGAGUAGGGCUGGUUGUUUAACCGAUACAGGAGGAAAAGAAGUAGAGAGGCUUGAGAGGUUAAUAUUGAAGGCGUUCUGCGGGAUGCCGUGGGGUGCGGUGGGAGGUCUCGAUGAGGGUGAUGUUGGUAUCAAUUGAUGAUGUUGGAACACACCAAGCACCUGGAAGUGGGGAGCUCACCCAGCAGCUUAGCUGGGCCCCUGGCGGUCGCAUUUGAUUUGGCAGCUAUGGGCCCGGUACGUACCCCAGUCGGGGGUCGGGACGAUAUGUGUAAGAUGUGCCGGAGGCCCAAUGUAUCAGUUGGAGCCUUCCGUUCUGCCCCAAUCCGUCGAACUUGGAUUCCUUCUCCUAUGAGGCUAGACCUGUUUAUUGGGCCAGUAGGCCAAGUGUUAGCAUCGGGAGAUUCAUCACGACGCUGGGGAAAUGAACAGCAGCUGUUACGCAUACAGCAGCCACACUGGGCGCAGUUGUAGGUAGCGUGGGUGAGGCUUGUUGACGCAUGAUUGGCGGCGAGCUACCAAUCAAGGCGCGGGCUUUCGUCCUUGUUCAUGUGUCUGCAUUUCUUUCGUAUUAGGUGAGGUGCGUUUCCGCUGUUCAACCUCAACUCCAACCGACCGACGGACCUUUGCCAUUCAGCUGCUCCGCAGAGAAACUACACCGAGUUAUCGGCCUCGACCCAAGUAUUCCCAGUCUCUCCAGGGCCGUUGACAUCGUCAUGUUUGUGUCUGGCAUCACACAUUCGUGGUCCGCUUUUCAGGCCCCAGCCAUCGCUCUGUGAUCGCUCCAUUGCCCCUCAACUUUCGAUUCCAAGCAACAUUGGCCUGGCGUGUACAGUUGUAUCACCAACCGCCUCAGGUCAUUGGGCUUACCGAGUGCAGCUACCUCGACUUUGACAAUCUUUAUACUUCACCCAGCCAGAGCUGUGGAACGGCGGCAACAACGUUCUUGCGUUGCUCUCCCUCUCGUGCUGGUCAACGCGCAUAGUCGGGCCUGUUGACCUUGGCUGCCAACCUGGCGCUCCCUGCUCCCUGGCAUCUUGUGGAGUCGCUGAACUCUUCUCCAUCGAUUCGGCGCGCCUCUGUUAUCUCUUUCUCACCAGCACCUCCGUUAAAAUAUAUUCAACCCAGAUUCACUUCGAAAAUGCAGUUUGGGCGCCGAGGUUGUGACUUGACGCCCCAUUAGAUCAAUCAUAUCACUGGAGCCGCUUCAGCAUAUAUGCCACCGCUGAGUUUUGCAUCGUGCGACGCUCUUCAUAGCCACAUCUUCCAAUGGCUCCCCCUUCAGGCGCAACACUCUCUUCACGCACGGCUACCACAUCCAAAGUCACUCCCGUUCCCCUGCCUAAACCAGGUUCCAUGUCGAGUCGUGCGCCAAUGGAAAAAUCGGCGCCAGCAGUUCCAACAGCGCCUACAACUACAGCCAGUUUCGGUGUUUUAGCGACAAGCGAUUCCAAUGUCCCCGACGCGUCAAGUGGCCCUCACCGAGACGGCCGCAUUCGAAAUCCCGUCCCCAGCAAGUUGAAGGGCAAGACAGAUGGCUCCAAGGGAAAUUUCAGCGUGAUGCAUAUAGAUGUGGCGGGCAGGACGGAGGCCACGGAACGUGACGCUGAGGCAAAAAGAACCAGCGAGAGCACAGAGCUUGCUGCGAAGCGGGCUUAUGAGAAUGGCUAUGUGUCGUUACGAAGGAGCCGGUUUAUACACAUCCCCGACGAACCAGAACCGGCUGCUAAGCCUAUCGUUCUGCCGCAAGCACCAGUAACUGCAGCCGCGCAUCGGACGCGCCAGACCCCGCUGACCCCCGAAGAAACCAAGGCAGAACAGGCCCGGUUGUUAACGUUACUGCGGAGCCUUCACCCUGUCCUUGUGGUUGACCAAAUCUGCAAAGCCCUAGCUUUUUUCGGGGGCAUACCAGGGGGACCACCCCCUGGGGAUGGAUUCCCGCAGAGCGCAGAGUCGAAUGGAUCUGGCAGCCUCUUUGUAGGAUGGAUAGCUGAAAUAUUCCCCAGGUUAGGGGGCAACACUGCAGGACAACAGCCUGUCAUUCCUGCUAUACGCGAUUCUGACCCUCCUCCCCUUGUUUCAACAAGACGAAAGCGUGGACGGCCCAAGGGCAGCAAGGGCACCAGGCCUCGGAUCGAUAAAGGAAUCAAAAAGGGGCCCCUUAUGAAGGCUGUCUCGGGCACUGCCGAAAGCCAGCAACACACAAACGCGGCCGAUGAAAGCUGGGUUGAUGUCGAGGAUGAUGCUGUGGACGAGGUGGAUGCGAAUGUAAUGCUUCUUGCGCAGAGCUCAACGCCACAACCAGUGCCACAGUUACAGCAGUCUGGUGUGGCCCAUGAGCGGCCUUUGCUCGCGACCAGUACUCCAGUACGAACAACUUUACCCACCGCCCCGACCACAAGCAGCAGUACAAUUGAUCUCACACCUAGCGCAAGGAAAAGGGGUCGGCCCAAGGGCUCCAAAAACCGGCCCAAGGAUGGAUCAUCAGACAUACCUGCAAGAGCGCAGACUGGCGACCCUUUGUAUUCUCAGCGGCCAGAUGCGGUAGGUACGGCAGCACGGGCAUCGUCGCCACGUCCACAGGCCUCGCAGCCAGCCCAAGCCUCUUCAACUCCUCGAGUGUUCGAACAUUCUACAUCAAGCCGACCAUUCACCCCGGUGAAUGCCGGAAUCCCAUCGACGGCCACCAAAAAGGUGGGCAGAUCAAAGGCUCUAGAAGAUAAGCAACGCCCAACAAGUCAGCGUUCUCAUAUCCCUCCGGGUAUCACCACAGAUCAUGGAGCGAGAGCGGCGACACUGUCGGCCUCAGGGGCCGCAUCAGGGGUUACGACGAGAGUAGAACCAGAAACAGCGCCAGGAGGGGCGUUACCCGGGGCGGCAAUGGACACAGUGACAGGCACCACGCAGAAGAAUCUGGCGCAGACAGGAAAUGCAUCAACGUCAGGCCCCAGGACAGAAUCAACAAACAAAGAGCCCGCGACAUUAUCACAAGGCCUAGAUAAUACACUUGGAAGUUUCGCGACAACAGAUUUUGUGUAUUCGGCCCCCCCAGACGGCCUGUCCAGCACCUCUUCCCAUCGCUCUCGACCAAGACCUUCUCAGACAUCCAGGCAGACGGAAAACCCCCAGGGCCAAACUCUGGCUCUCCCAACUCCUCCCUCUGCUAGCCCCGCGCUCCCUAACACCGCACCCGGUAGUUUGGGGCAAAAACGCAAGAGGACUGCCAAAACAGGCGGUAGCAACCACGUUGUGCAGUCUGGUGCAUCCAACCAAGCAUCACCCCAAAUGAAUGGCCCAGCAUUACCAACACCACCAGCAAACGUUGGCUCCGCGCAUUCUACAGCCACCUCGGUACUCCAGCCUCCUGUGGCCAAAAGGCCAAGGAGGGGCAAAGGCCCUAAGGAAACCACCGCGGUAGCUAACCAGGAUCCAGCAGCUGCAAAUAUCGAAUUGUCAACCACUGGUGCCAUGGUCGGUUUGCGCUCGGAUUCGGGUCCACAUUCAGCCCUCUCUUCUAGUGCAGCCGCGGCUUUGAGCCUGACCACAAUGACAGAGUCUCGUGAUAUGGCCUCGGACACGAAUGAGACAUCUGUACCAUCGGUACAUUCGCCUCAUCAAAACCACUACGAGGUCCAAUCACCCACCAUGGAGAACUAUGAGGCUCAAUUGCAAGCCCAAAUAGAGCAGCAAGCGGAGAUGGAGUCUCAAACGGUUUCCCAUCAAACCCGUGUCGACCCUCCUCAGUACAGGUCAGCCCGGCAACCACGACAGCAGCAGCAGCAGCAGCAGUCGACGUCAGCAUCAACGCCGCAACGUAGGUCACCAAACACCCAGCCGCAAGUAUCAAAUCCACAAGCGGGACUAUCCUUAGCCACACAAUUACAAACGCGAAUGACCGGUCAAGGCCAAUAUCCGCAGUAUCUUCCACCGAAUUCUCAAUAUAAUCAGUCACAGCAUUCCAAACAAAGCCAGUCAUCCUCUCAAUCUCUGUCUUCAUCACAACACCAACAACACCACCAGCAACAACAACAACAACAACAACAACAACAAUCAUCCCAUUUUUUGGGACAGCAGAAACUCCAAGGCCAAAUUGUGCAGGGCUCGCCAGCCCAGCAAUAUUCUGUGAAUUCGACUCAGCAGCAGCAGCGUCCCUCGAAUCAAUCAUCAUACACAAACAAGCAGCAGCAGCAGCAGCAGCAGCAGCUUUCAUCUCAGCAAAGAUACCAGCAGCAACAUCUAACAACAACUGUAGGAAGCACGAAUUCGUACAAUACCCAACCGCCCUCGCAAUUUGCCGGUUCGGCGACAAACAAUUAUACAGCCACGACCGACGGCACGUACCGGGCAUCGUCAACCUCGCUGGGUACCUCUACUUAUGUGCAACGCAGCCAGUCCACAACACCCUCGACUGCCGCAUCGUUUCGCAGCAGUGGCACACAUGGAUUGCCACACCACUCUCCGUCGUUCAACACUGGCUCCGGCGCAGCCCAACAGCGAGCCGGCAGCGCCAGUCACGCUACCAACCAGGGCGUGCAAGGCAUGUCUGGUUCAAUGCAGGCAUUUUCGGGAAAUACGGGUGGUAGCUGGGAGUUAUUUGACACAGGCCAUAUCGAUGCAUCCGGGCAGCCAUCAAGUCUGGGGCUAACGAACACCUAUGGCAUCAACACAACCAAUGCCCGCACCUCGGGAAACAGUUCCACGUUUGGUGCGGCAGGCCUAGGUACUUAUGACACGUCAGGACUCCCCUAUAAUGAACGUUAUCACGGAGUCGGUCGUCGUUAAAUGAGAUGGGGUCAGGGUUGGUCCAUGAAUACAUGAAUACACAAGCCAUGAAGAAUAGCCUUUGGGAACUGACAUGUUGACACUGGCUGGUGAUAUAAUAUCGUUUUCAGGUAGGAUUGGAUUAUAUGGGGCCAACAUUGCAAUAUCUGGUACGGCGAUGGAGAGACAAGCUUGAUCGUGCAUCUUGACUACGCAUCUCCUCAGACACGAAUUUUCUGAUUUGAUAUGGGGUACGUGGGAAAGUUUUCCCCAAAGCAGCAAAUGUAUGAAUAAUGUACUUUAAUUAGAGGCCAUGUAAUGUGAUGGAGGGGCGGAGGCGUCUUUCCCGUGUCUAUGAAGUCCACCACUUAACUGGCAUCCAGUUGACUCGAGCCCAGGCAGUUCAAGCGAGGCCGAUGGUACAGCAAGCGCCCGUGUCUCUGUGAGAUGACUCCUGGGUAUGUAUGCA
Podospora pseudocomata is the source of this 5780-nucleotide messenger RNA. RefSeq lists its product as uncharacterized. The record is from RefSeq and is a predicted model, not a curated record. The transcript has 2 exons. Lineage: Eukaryota; Fungi; Ascomycota; Sordariomycetes; Sordariales; Podosporaceae. Bases 1820 to 5332 code for a protein of 1170 amino acids.